GAUCAAAAAAAAUGGAGCUCCAUCCAAGAGGGCGCACCUCCACCCCCACAGCCACCCCCAUCCACGGCAGCCCUCCUCUUCACACGCUCAAGCCGUUGCGCCGCGCAGCCUUUUACCGUCUCUUUGCUCUAGUUUACAUGUGUGGACUCGUAGCUCUUUUUUUUCAUCACACGCAAAAUCUCCUCCACUCAAAAACCCUACUCUCCAUCUCUUUAUCUUUCUCUCUCCUCUUCUCGGAUCUCAUCUUGACCUUCAUGUGGGCCACCACACAGGCUUCCCGGAUGAAUCCAGUUCGGCGCAGAGAGUUUCCGGAGAAUGUUGAACAAGUGGUGGAAAAAAAAGAGUUUCCUGGUCUUGAUGUGUUCAUAUGCACGGCGGAUCCGUACAAAGAGCCGCCAAUCACGGUGGUUAACACGGUGUUAUCGGUGUUGUCUUAUGACUAUCCGGCGGAGAAGUUGUCAGUGUAUGUUUCGGAUGACGGUGGUUCUUCACUUACCCUCUUUGCUUUCGUCGAGGCUUCCAAGUUUGCGAAGCAUUGGUUACCGUUUUGCAGAGAAAACGACAUCGUUGAUAGGAGUCCUGAAGAGUAUUUCAGGGCAUCAAAUCAUGAUUGGUCUUACUCUUCUGAGGUUGGCAAGAUUAAGAUGAUGUUCGAGAGCAUGAAAUCUAAGGUGGAAAACGUUGUAGAGAGAGGAGCUGUUAGUGAUGAGUACAUCACCACUGAUGAAGAACGCCUGAUUUUUGACAAGUGGACGGAUGGAUUUACCCGUCAUGAUCAUCCAGCUGUGAUUCAGGUCUUAUUAGAAAAUGGCAAGGACAAAGACAUCACAGACCAUUCCAUGCCAAAUCUAACUUAUCUCUCUAGAGAAAAAAGGAGAACCUCACAUCACCACUUCAAAGCUGGUGCUCUCAAUGCCCUGCUUCGAGUAUCGGCUACCAUGACUAAUGCUCCGAUAGUUCUGACCAAUGAUUGCGAUAUGUACUCCAAUGAUCCCCAUACACCACGUCGAGCCCUAUGUUACUUAUUGGACCCUAGAAUGAUCGAUUCUCAAUUAGGGUUCAUUCAAUUCCCUCAACGUUUCAAAGGGAUCAACAAGGAUGAUAUCUAUGGUUGUGAGCACAAACACCUUUUCCACAUUAAUAUGAUCGGAAUGGAUGGACUACGAGGCCCGAAUUUUGUUGGAUCAGGAGGCUUUUUCUUUCGUCGGGCUUUGUUUGGAGGCCCAUCCACAUUUGUGUCCCCAGAAAUUCCAAAAUUGUGCCCGACCCAUAUCGUCGACAAGCCCAUCCAGUCCCAAGAAAUUUUGGCCUUGGCCCAUCAUGUAGCUGGCUCCAAUUAUGAGAACAACACCAAUUGGGGCUCAAAGAUGGGAUUUAGAUAUGGGUCACUAGUUGAGGACUACCACACUGGUUAUAAGUUGCAUUGCGAGGGCUGGAAAUCCAUACUAUGCAAUCCUGAUAGGGCAGCAUUUUAUGGGGAUGCCCCUAUUAGCUUGAUUGAUAGUCUGAAUCAAAACAAAAGAUGGGCCAUUGGGCUUCUUGAAGUAGCCUUCUCUAAAUAUAGCCCAAUAACUUAUGGUGCUCGAUCUAUGGGCCCUCUCACAGGCCCUCUCAUGGGCCUAGCUUACUCACAAUAUGGAUUUUGGUCCAUUUGGUCUAUUCCAAUCACAACAUAUGCCUUCCUGCCACAACUUGCUCUCCUCAACGGAGUUUCAAUCUUACCAAAGGUCUCGGAACCAUAUUGGUUUUUCCUGUAUGUUUUUCUUUGUGUAGGGGGCUAUGUACAAGAUUUACUUGACUUCAUAUUAGAGGGCUCAACGGUGCACCGGUGGUGGAGUGAUCAGAGGAUUUGGAUUAUAAGAGGGCUUUCAUCUUACUUGUUUGGACUAAUUGAGUUCUUAUCUAGACACAUUGUGAGUUCCACACUUAGUUUCAAUGUGACUAGUAAAGUAGUUGAUGAUGAACAAAGUAAAAGAUAUGACCAAGGGAUCUUUGAGUUUGGGGUUGCAUCACCCAUGUUUGUUCCUCUAGUUAUGGCAGCAAUGAUCAAUUUCGUUGCGUUUGUGCACGGACUGGUUCAAGUUCUUAGAUGGAGAGACAUGGAGGGACUAGUUAUGCAGAUGUUCAUAUCAGGGUUUGUGAUGCUGAAUUGCUGGCCAAUCUAUGAAGCCAUGGUGCUGAGGAGUGACAAAGGGAAAAUGCCUACAAAAGUGACUGCCACUGCAGCAAUUCUGGCAUUUGCAUUAUAUGCAUCAACUUCUCUCAUUUUCAAGGAGUAACGGCUUUGAGAGGAGCAAAAAUGGGCAUGGAUUCCCUCAGAUGCAGUUUCAACAAAUUACACGGAAAAGAAAAAGAACUCUUGGAAGGUCUCUUCUACCUUCACUGUAAUCUAUUGCCAAUGUUACAAACCUGGUUUGUAGCCAUUGAUCAAAUAACAGGGAAAACUCGAUGAAAUGA
Molecule: messenger RNA, 2457 nt
Organism: Tripterygium wilfordii
Lineage: Eukaryota; Viridiplantae; Streptophyta; Magnoliopsida; Celastrales; Celastraceae
Product: cellulose synthase-like protein G3
Exons: 7
Coding region: 12-2279 (755 amino acids)
Biological process (GO): plant-type primary cell wall biogenesis; cellulose biosynthetic process
Cellular component (GO): plasma membrane; trans-Golgi network
Molecular function (GO): mannan synthase activity; cellulose synthase (UDP-forming) activity
Source: RefSeq, a predicted model, not a curated record